UAUACCUGGAGAAAAGACCCGAGCUGCUCUUCCCCAGCGGAAGGCCACAGUCAUAUUUGUCAUUAUUCAGGACUCGUGUGUGUGCGUGUGUGUGAUUUUGCUUUUCUUUCUUUUCUUUUUUCUUUUCUUUUUUUUCUCCUCGUGAUGUAUCAAAACAACCUGACGCCUGACAUGGAUUCAGUCUCCCCCACCUGCCGGGCAGAGUCUCCUGUCGGGACACUCUGCCAGAAGACGCCAGAGGAGGCGAGCUCUCCAGCGUCCUCCACAGAGAGCAAUGCAAAGGAGGUCUGCCAAGACAUGAGCACUGAAGACACUCCAUUUGUUCCAACGGUUACAGCAAUUUCCUCUACCCCAGAUUUCCAGUGGAUGGUCCAGCCUACGAUUAUUACAUCUGUCUCCCCGUCUCUGGGUAGCAAGCAAGCCAAUGAACCGCGAAGCUCUCACCAGGCAACACCCAAAGCGGGCGGGAGUAAGGGAAAAAAUGCUGCCAGAAAGGGGAAAACAGAGCAGCUGUCUCCUGAGGAGGAGGAGAAGAAGAGGAUAAGAAGGGAGAGGAAUAAAAUGGCUGCAGCAAAGUGUCGCAACAGAAGGAGGGAGCUCACAGAUACACUGCAAGCUGAGACAGACAAGCUGGAGGAGGAAAAGGCUGCCCUGGAGACCGAAAUAGCCAACCUAAUCAAAGAGAAAGAACGGCUCGAAUUUAUUCUUGUUACACAUAAGCCGGUGUGCCAGGUGUCAGAAGAGCUUGAAUCCAUUUUCCAAGAGUCCACAGGGUCUCCAGGCCUACCGCCCAGUCCAGACGAGGACAGGCUUCCAGAGGAUGGCACGCAAGAAGCUCCAUCACUCCAAGACAUGGACGACCCCAGCGAUCCGUCCACAGCCAUCUCUGGGAACUCGAAUAUUUUGCUGUGUGCAAGUGCUGAAAUCAACAUCUGUGAUCUCGAGCCCUCCCUGGACCUUAAGGAGGGGCUACUGGACAAUAUUUUACCCACACUGGAGGAGAAGACUCCCAUGGAGACAGCUCGAUCCGUGCCAGACAUAGAUCUCAGUAGCUCUCUCGGGGUCUCGGACUGGGAGACUCUGUAUAAGUCGGUUUCCAGCGACCUGGAGCCUCUCAGCACUCCCGUGGUCACCUCCACCCCUACCUGCAGCAGCUACCUGUCUGUGUUCACAUUUGCGUGCCCUGAGCUGGACUCUCUCACAGAGGGACUAGACAGCCACAAAGGUGGAGGAAGCAAGGGCGAUUCUGUCGACAUCCUCAACUCUCCGACUCUCCUAGCCUUAUAAAAUGCAAAGAGGCGCUGAUCUGUUUGAUCUCUUUCUGGUCUCUCUGUUUGCAGGUUCCCGACGUUGAAAUGAAAUGAACAACGUAUGCUGUAAUGCUUCAAGGAACACAUUCAUGAAAAGUCUUGUACAUGACUAAGCAAACAUAUAAACUCUCUUCAGAUACAUAGUCAACAGAGUGAUGUAGCUAAAAGCAUGGCUUUUAAUUUAACCGAAAGGACUGAAGUAAGUUUUGAUUUUAAACGCAUGCUGAAAAAUUCCAAAUAAUUUUCAAAGCUCAUAUCUGAUCUGUUACUAGAUCUAAGCUGUAACGUGGAAUUUAAUGUAACAGUAUGGUUUUGUGUUUUUUGGUGUCAGUAGUGUACUGAUUGAUGUAAAUGUCUUUACAUAUCCAUCUAAGUACCUGCGUACCUCAUCAAGUGUGGUUUGACCUCAUUGUUAAAAUGUUGAAAGUUUUCCAUGAAAACAUU
This is a messenger RNA of Pundamilia nyererei, 1754 nucleotides long. RefSeq names its product v-fos FBJ murine osteosarcoma viral oncogene homolog Aa (gene fosaa). The record is from RefSeq and is a predicted model, not a curated record. Lineage: Eukaryota; Metazoa; Chordata; Actinopteri; Cichliformes; Cichlidae. Bases 145 to 1287 code for a protein of 380 amino acids. Gene Ontology annotation, molecular function: RNA polymerase II cis-regulatory region sequence-specific DNA binding; DNA-binding transcription factor activity, RNA polymerase II-specific. Gene Ontology annotation, biological process: regulation of transcription by RNA polymerase II. The transcript is spliced from 4 exons. Gene Ontology annotation, cellular component: nucleus.